AUGUCAGCUAAGGAUGAAGAUUUAUCACGCCUAAUUGAAGACGCAAAAGUAAAAUUUAACCAGUAUGCUGGAACUCAAAAAGACUUUCAAUCUCCACAAGCAUACAUCCAUAUUGAAACAGAGUCGGAUGAAACUACAAAAGUACAUAUGGACGUUCAAUAUAAUGGAACACAAUAUUACUUUGAAUCAAUACAAGAAAAAGAUAUAAACGACAUUUAUCAUUACUUAAACAGUCAACCUACGGAAGGCUAUGAGGUGAAUGGUCAUCCACUUAAAGCAGUAGUCGCUACGGCAAGAAUGGACAAUGAAGGUCCCUGGAAAUCUAAUACCAAAGCUGGAAUGACGUUGUAUGCUGUCCAUGUUUCUUCUAAUUAUGUAUCAAAUUUACGCUAUGAAUUACGAAAAAAUAUGUAA
Molecule: messenger RNA, 414 nt
Organism: Rotaria sp. Silwood2
Lineage: Eukaryota; Metazoa; Rotifera; Eurotatoria; Philodinida; Philodinidae
Source: the annotation of a GenBank genome assembly